AUGGAGGAACCACCUCUGAUUGAACAAAUAGAUCUUGUUAGUCUCAAUUCUCACCUAACAUGCAAAUUAUGCCAUGGAUAUCUUAUUGACGCCGUGUCUAUAACUGAAUGUCUUCAUCCUUGUAACAAUCUGUUCAUGUUAAUCAUUUUUAGUUUUGCUGAUCGAACCCUACAAGAUAUUGUUUACAAGAUAGUCCCCAAUCUUAAGGAAAUUGAAAGGAAAAAUCGGUCCGAUUUCUACCGAUCAAUUGGUCGAUCUCCACCCCCGAACGAAGGUAUAUUACUGAAUGUUUUUCACUUACUUCUAGAUCUUAUUAAUGAGUACAAAGCCUUAAGUAUUAGGCAAAACACAGAUGGUAGAAGUAAAAAUAUUUCCAGUGAUAAUCACAAUUCUGAUCCCAACUUUCAUCGAGAUGACGACUGCGUUCACGUCAAAUUAGAAUCUGGUUCUGAGUCCUUAAAAUCCCUCCGUCUUAAGUACUUGCGGAUUUCAUCCAAAGCUACGAUUGAUCUUUUUAUCCUCAAUAGUGAAACCGGUACGUUUCUAGGCCGAGAUCACGUUCUCAAUUCUUGUCAAAUGGAUGGCUCUGAGAAUCCCUUUUGGGAUCCAAACGAAUUGACUAAACCUACUUCUUCCCCUAAGAAAACUUCGCGCUUUACGACCUUUAUUGUGCCUGAAUCAAACGAUGAUUCAAUUAUUUCAACUAGGGAAUCCUCGACAAAAAUGUUCCGAACUCCUCCUUACAAUGAUUUCUUAGCUUCUCAUUCGAAGUCCUCUAACCGUCGAAAUGAUGGAUAUGCCGUUCCUCACAAACCUGAAGGUCAACAGUACGACGAUUUUGAAACUAUUGAUUGGGUCAAGGAUAUUGCCUGUGAUCGAGAUCGGUAUAGACGUAUUCAUUCUGACAAGAACACUCUUCUUGGAAAACUUCGGAUUUAUUGGAAUUCCGCUUCUGGAUGGAUUUGUGUAAGCCUGGUUGGAAUCGCUGCAGGUCUUAUUGCUGCUUUAAUCGAUAUUGGUACGCCCUGGUUAACAGAUCUGAAGGAAGGAAUUUGUCUUGACGCUCUUUGGUUUAAUCGGGCACAGUGUUGCUGGUCUUCGGAUGUCCCUGGUGAAGAUUGUCCUGAAUGGUACUCGUGGUCUAGAUUAAUGAUGAAUAAAGACCCUUCUGGCGAGAACCCGUCUGCCUACUUCGUCUCUUACGUUGUCUUCGUUCUAUGGGCUCUCGUGUUCUCCACACUCUGCGUCGCUUUUGUACGCAUGUUUGCUCCAUACGCCUGCGGUUCUGGUAUCCCAGAGAUCAAGACAAUUCUGAGUGGUUUCAUUAUUCGAGGGUAUUUAGGCAAGUGGACACUGUUGGUGAAAUCGAUGGGUAUGGUAUUGGGUGUCUCGGCGGGACUGAGUUUGGGUAAAGAAGGUCCUAUGGUACACAUGGCCUCUUGUUGCGGCAAUAUUCUCUCAUAUCUCUUCCCCAAAUACUCAAAGAAUGAGGCCAAGAAACGAGAGAUAUUGUCAGCAGCAGCAGCGGCAGGUGUAGCCGUGGCAUUCGGUGCACCAAUUGGUGGGGUACUCUUUUCCCUCGAGGAAGCCUCUUAUUACUUCCCCAUGAAGACCAUGUUCCGUUCCUUCUUCUGCGCCAUGGUCUCUGCCAAUCUGGUGCGAAUGAUCAACCCCUAUGGCGACGAACAUCUUGUCAUGUUUCAGAUUGACUACAAGGCCCAAUGGCAUAUUGCCGAACUCAUUCCAUUCGCCAUCCUAGGCAUCAUGGGCGGUAUCUUCGGUACCCUCUUCAACCGUUCAAAUCUAUUCAUCUGUCGUCUGCGAAAGACCACGUGGCUAGGUCAAUACCCAGUCCGAGAGGUGUUGCUGGUCACCCUGGCAACGGCUGUACUUUCCUACCCUCUACCUUACAUGAGAAUGAACAUGGGAGACCUGGUACGACUCAUGGUUAGCAGAUGUGGACCUGGCGAUCUCGGUGCUCUUUGCGACUACAAAGUUAACCUGAGUGAUACUCAAGCCACCAUCAUGGGUAACUAUCACGCAGGUCCUGGUAUUUCCCAAGCAAUGUGGAUGCUUGCUGUUACCCUCUUUCUCAAGGCCAUCAUCACUGUGUUCACUUUUGGCAUCAAGGUUCCAACCGGUCUCUUCAUUCCUUCUCUUGCUGUUGGAGCAAUGAUGGGCCGAAUGUUGGGCGUGGGUAUUGAGCAACUUGUUGUCCACCACGCAGAUCACCCAUUGGUUCAACGUAUGUGCAAGUCGGCACAUCCAUGUGUCAACCCAGGUCUCUAUGCUCUUGUUGGGGCUGCUUCAACACUGGGUGGAGUUACUCGUAUGACUAUUUCUCUUGUCGUCAUAAUGUUAGAACUCACUGGAGGAUUGACAUACAUUCUUCCGCUAAUGGUAGCUGCCAUGGUGAGCAAAUGGACCGGUGACCGUCUUACUAAUGGUAGCAUCUACGAAGAACACAUUCGUUUGAAUAAGUAUCCCUAUUUAAGUAGCCGUGAAGAGCUUAUGCACACAUCUAUUGCGGCCGAUGUUAUGCAGCCAAAAACCCAGACUUCACCGCUUUUGGUAGUAACUCAAAACUCGAUGACUGUUGGGGAUAUAGAGUUCUUAUUAUCCUCAUCCACCUAUAAGGGAUUCCCUGUUGUGGUUUCCGAGGAAUCACAGUACCUAGUUGGAUGGAUAACCCGAAGAGAUUUGACCCGAGCUCUCGAACAAGAAAAACUGUACAAUCCGGAUGUGGCAACUGAUUCAAUGGUCUACUUCACAGACAGUAAUAGUGCUGGAGAUUUCGGUCUGCCUACUAAUGUUGCAAAUCUUUCAACUAUUGUAGAUUUAUCACCCAUAACUGUCACGGAUCAGACACCCAUGGAGACUGUUCUUGACUUCUUCCGGAAACUAGGUCUUAGGCAGGUUCUUGUCACCAAAAAUGGACGCCUAUUGGGUAUAAUUACAAAGAAGGAUGUUCUGCGACAAAUGAACCAUCAUUAA
Molecule: messenger RNA, 2994 nt
Organism: Rodentolepis nana
Lineage: Eukaryota; Metazoa; Platyhelminthes; Cestoda; Cyclophyllidea; Hymenolepididae
Source: the annotation of a GenBank genome assembly